This is a messenger RNA of Cinara cedri, 1112 nucleotides long. The record is from the annotation of a GenBank genome assembly. NCBI's taxonomy places the organism in Eukaryota, Metazoa, Arthropoda, Insecta, Hemiptera, Aphididae.
GGAUGUCUUAUUUAUAUUAUCCAUGCCUAUUGUUGUCCGAGCACUAUUGAACUCCAUUCCAAACGACUUGGUAUCAGUAAUAAUUGCCAUCGUCUCUAAAGCCAACUAAGUGCAUGCGCAUUAUUCAUUAAAAGUAUACUAAAGAAAAAAUACAUAUAAAUAAUUAAACAAAUUAUUCCUUCCUAUUUAGGGUGAAGUUUGUAAGUAUUAAAAUAUUAAUAUUUAACUUAUAUUGCAUUCUUGUAUGUAAUUUUAUUCUAGUGUUUCAUUCAAAAAUGACUACAGCGGAAUUUAAUAAUGUUGUUUUACCUGGCACUGAUAUCUCUCAUAUAAUUUUUAAAGGAGAUAUUUGUAAACGAAAUGAAAAAACAAUUGGCCCAGGGUUGAAGACUAUGGAUAAUAAAAUCAUUGUAUGUAAUAGUGGAGUAUUAAGAUGUAAAGAUGAUAAGUAUUUUUGGGUAGAAUAUUAUAAGAAGAAAUACAUACCAACUAAAGAUGAUGUGGUUGUUGGAAUUGUAUCUUCUAAAACAUCUGAAGUGUAUAAAGUUGAUAUUGGCGCUGCUGAAUUAGCCACACUUCCAAACUUAGCAUUUACAAAUGUUACAAAGAAAAAUAGACCUGAUCUUAAAGUGGGAAAUGUUUUAGCUGCAAAGGUUAAAAUAGCAACCCCAUACAUGGAAUCUUCAAUCAGUUGUGUAGAAUAUGCUAACAGUCUAAUUUUAGGUCAGUUAGAAAAUGGUUUUGUGAUUACUGUUAGUGUGAAUUAUGCUUUAAAACUAAAAAAAUCCAGUUCAAGUUUACUCUUUAGUCUUGGACAAUUUGUUCCCUAUGAAAUUGUUGUUGGAGCAAAUGGAAAAAUUUGGAUUAAUAGUGGUUCUAUACGUGCAACAAUUGCCAUAGGAAGUGCUAUUGUGAAUGCAGAAUAUUUAGAAGAAGAAGAUAUUCAAAAUCUGGUUAAGAGGUUUAAUAAAAGUUUAAAUAAUUUACAUUAGUUGUUAAUUGUACAUUUUUUGUAUUUUUGUAAUUUGCCUAAAAUAUACUGUUUAUUUAAUUUACAAGUUAUUGAAAAUUAAAAUAAUAUAAAAAAUUACCUCCUACUUCUUUUCAGAUUU